Rhopilema esculentum is the source of this 7969-nucleotide messenger RNA. RefSeq names its product acid-sensing ion channel 1C-like. Gene Ontology annotation, biological process: sodium ion transmembrane transport. NCBI's taxonomy places the organism in Eukaryota, Metazoa, Cnidaria, Scyphozoa, Rhizostomeae, Rhizostomatidae. The record is from RefSeq and is a predicted model, not a curated record. Gene Ontology annotation, cellular component: plasma membrane. Gene Ontology annotation, molecular function: ligand-gated sodium channel activity.
UCUUGUUUGUUUUUUUCGAAAUUUGUGAUGAAUUUUUUCUUAAGUAUAUCCUUUUUGUGUAGUUAGUUAAACUCGUAGUCCUACGGUCUGUUCUGGCCUUACCACAAACUUUUUAUUGCUACGGUCUGCUUUACAAGGCAACUGUUUAUUGCAACGAGGACUGUUAUUUUAGGUUUUCUUAAUUAGUUAUGAAAAGUCUCAUUGAUUUGAAGUUGUUAAUGUUGGAGUUAUUUGCUAUGAAGUUGUAAAUUGAAAAUCCCCUUUUCGGAAAACCACCUGCGCUUGUCCGCUGGCAUCAAACAGCGACAAUUUUUGAUUAAAUACCGUUGCAACAGUUAAUUUGCGGUUUUGGGAAUUCUUCCAAAUUAUUUGUACUUUCAAAAUGCUCCUUUUUUUCUUCCACUUUGAGUUCCAUAAAAAUGCUCCCCAUAAACCCAGACACCCAUACCAACUAUUUGGAUGAAAAAUGAUGCGGCAAGCUAGUUGUGGUCCUACUUUUUUGCGUGUUCUGGAGUCAAAAUUUAAGAAAUUUGUUCAGCAAAUAUAAUAUUAUUAGGUUCAUCUGGUCAAUGCAAUGGUCCAGUCAAUCCAAUUAUUUUGCCAAAAAUAGCAGCAAUGCAGGUUUACUUAUUUGGGAAGCUAUGUGAGCGUAAUAUUUUUAUGACCACAUGAAGACGUUCAUUUGCAAUACCUCAAGGCUGCAGGAUAACGUUUCCAGUCUUGGAAAAAAAACCAGAGACAGUGCAGUUAGGAGUAUUCCCCGUAUUCACAAAUAGCAAUUUUUUCAGACAUAUACUUUAAAUUUAGAUUAGUAAUCUUUGCCUGUUUCAUUGUUACUGGAAUUAACUGUGAGGCUAAAAAAGGAUUUCAAAGUCGCAGGCAUGACAAACUUUCUCAAAGCUCGUAUUUACAGGCAUGGCACCACUGGGGGCUGAAGGCACCACUGGGGGCUGAAGGCCCCCACUGCGCCCCCACCUCUUCAAAGACAAAAAUUUUUGACCAUCUUUUUUAUUAUUUUUGAAAACAAAGUAUGAAAUAAAAAGAGAACAAACUGUUUAUAGACUGUUUGAUUUUCUUUUAUCUAUUUACUCACUUGUUUUUUAUUUCUAUUAUUUGUCUAUUAUUUGCAUCAAUUCAGUAGAUAACUUUCUGUAUCAUUGCAAUGACUGCAUUGUGGAUGUGUAAACAUGGCCCACUGAAAAUACCCAAGACAAAGAAGGUGCACACUUCUGUUCAGGAAGUAAAAUUCUCUUAAUCAAUACAGUAGCUUUUUGUUAUUCACAUUGAUGUGCACUCUGAACCAAUAGGUCACCCUUUCUUUCUUUCCCCAACAUCUGUCACUAGAGUUUUAGCAUGACUCCUCCCCUACCAAAUUUUUCCUAAAAAUCAAUAACCAAUGUUUGCUGAGAAUCAUCAAAUUGUCUUAUCUUAAAGUCAUUUGACACUUAAAGUCAUCUUAAAGUCUUAAAGUCUUGAAGUGGCUUACAGCCACUUGACCCCCAGCGGUUGACCAAUCAAAUUGUGCACAGAGAAAACCAUUUGAACAGUUUCCACCUUUCUGCAAAUCGGCAAAACCCUAGAGUGGUUUCACAUAAGUAGUUUCAAAUCACCUUCAAUUGGGUGUGCCCUUAUCGAGUUCUUUUUGGAUUCGCUGUACUUAUGCAUCUCAAAUGCCUUAAACAGUAUAGUUUUAACGGUAUAGUAAUUUGUUAAAUUUUAGUCUGUGAGAUUCAUUUUUGGCCAUUCUAGAAGGCUCAAUUUCAAAAAUUUUCUUUCGCAUUGGACCCUACCACGGUAGGUCCUCCUAUGUCACUUAACCUGAUUCUUAGCUCUCCAUGUCCAAUUGAAUGGUGCCAUCUCUGGUUUCUAAACCCAAUAUCGUUGAGAUGUGUCACAGACGUGUUUCAAAGUUUAGUCAAUACAGAUACUCAGAAUAUUAACAAAUAUAUUCCUGUGAGAAAGAGGGAAGGCCGUCCAUAAGAUAGAACCCUAUACAAUGCCUCAUCAGAAUACUUUGAAAUCUCUGUGGCUUCUUCUUCUUUGAGCUGUGCUGGGGUCUUGUAAACUGGCCUAUGUUUUUGCUGCCCCAUAACCUUUAAUACAUGGUAUAUCCAGUGUGGAAUGUAUCAUUUUUUUCAAGCAGAAAGUCACUUGUGAUGCAAAUUAGAAUCUAGGAAUCUAUUUGUCUUGCAAGUUGAUCCUAAGCAAUUAAUUACUUAGCAAAUAAACUCUUUUAAAAUAAAAUUGCAGACCUUUUAUAUUCAAAAUUUCAGUGAUCAAUUGAGUGUGUUGAAAUAAUUUAUAAAGACAAUUUUGACAAACACAAAAGAUUUACCAGCAAGAUGUUAUUUAGAAAGUUGAUAUGUUUUGAAUGUUAUUGAUAAGUGAAGAAAUGAAAAUAAUUUGAUUUGUUUGCAGGUAAUCAAAAUUCAUAUUUGGGGAUGUAUCAUUCAAUUUAUUCCCACUGAGUAAUUUGUUAAUGCUGUUAUUUAGGAAAUAAAACAUAUUUGGCUAAUAUUAGGGAGACGGGCUGCAGCUCUUGCUUCCAACCACCUUGGUAAAUAGUUGUUUGAAGGAAGUGGCUAGAAAAUUUGAUGCAGAAUCACGAUGCCUUAUAUUUAGUGGCCUUGGCAAGGUACACUUUGCAUCCAAUAUUGAAAGCUUUACAUUUCAAUUCAAUCAAACUACAAACCUCUCUAUUACAUAGGUAGUUAAACUGUCUAGCCUGGGUUUACAAGAUAAGACUACUUUUUGAACCAGUUCUCUUUUCAUUUUGCAAAGACAUAUAGCACUUACAAGCCUCACUUUUUAAAGGUAUUUUGUAGGUGGCACCCUUACACUGAAAAAAUAUCACAAAAUCAAAAAAAAACAGUUGCAUACAACAUAAAAAUUUAAGCAUGGUGAUGUUAUGAUGAUGAUGGUGACAAUGUUGGUAAUGACAAUAAAGCUUGUAGUGUGGUGGUAGUGGUAAAGUGUAGAUGCAAUGAAGCUCUGGGUUAGGCCAAGGUUUCUUUCUAGGGCAGCAUAUAAAGCAGGUGCAUCAAAUUAUGAUAGAUGUAAUGACAAUGGAAUUUGUCAACAGCAAAAUGGUCCAGCAUAUCUGUAAAAGUAGAACAUGAUUGCCCAGUGAUGCUAAGGAAAUUGAUUAAGAGGUUAAAAGUUUAACGGACUUGUGCAAACUGCCAAGAGUUUUCAAAAGAGAUUUAUACUUUUCCUUUUUGCGAGAACUGUUGCAAUCAGUAGCAUGUCAGGUCACAUAGAAUCACCUGUGAUAAUAUGAUAUGGGGUAAGAUAAGAUGGUAGAUCGGCAUAUAAGAAUGUGCUAAAGAGAUAUGGUAGGUUUUUGAUGAGAAGGUUUAAAAAUCUACAGCAUCUCUCCAACACAUUCUUAUAUUAAUAAUAAUAAUAAUGAUAAUAAUAAUUGUAAUUUAGUAAAAUAAAUACAGUAAAUAUUCACUGAAACAUGUUAUCCUGUUAUCCAUGUGUGUCCUGAUUAAACGAAAUUGAAAAGGUUAAAGGAAAGUAUCAUAGCUCAUCUUUCAUUAAUAAAGUUCUGCAGGAAUUGUUUUUAAAAAUAUGCCUUUUUGCAAGAAGCACCUUUGAUUCUUUCAUGUUUAUCUAAAGUAAGAAGAUGAAGACAAAAGCAGCCUAUUUUAUUUAUUUGCCUUGUACAGGUUGAAAUGGUUGUUCUACCUAAGAACCCUUGAUAAUUUUUUUCCAAUAAUUCUUGUAUGAUAAAAGUUAACAGUUUUUUACCUAGCUUAAGAAUCUUUGCUAUAAUUUGCAGAAUUCUUGUAAAUUAUUAUAGCUAAGCAACUUUCCAAGAUCAAUUUAGGCGUUCAUGAAUAAGGAAUAAUUGUCAGUCACCAAAGCGGAAAAUGAUUUGAAAUGGUAAUAAUAUUGCUGAAACUUUUAUAAGUGUAUCUUAUACGUUCAUUUUCAUAAAACUGGUGACAUAUCAUGACUGUUUUUAGAAACAGACCCUUUCUUCGUUUAUCUCCACAAUUUUGUAGGAAAUACAUGCGUAAUUUCUGUCCGGUCGCAGAAAGAAAAACCUUUUUCAUACUAGUUUGUGUAUCAGUUUGUGUAAUAUUUAGUAAUAUCUGAGUCUCACUAUUCAUUAGACUCCUUGUAGGAUAUCAAACAGUUAUUACUAAUUGCACUGGACAUCGGCAAAUGGUAGGUAAAGACUAUAGGAUAUGCAUUUAGUUUGUAAAAUGGACAUCUGCGGCAAUAAAGGCUGAAAAGUUCGAUGUUAUUGCAUGUGUACCUACAGGCGCAAGAAAACUAAAAGGAGUCAGUUGACAAUAAUUAAAAUUGUUUUUAAAUAUUAAGAAUUUAAUUACUGUUGUUUAUUCAGCAUUGCGUUUGAUCUUUAGACAAUCAUUAACUAAAAUUAGUUUUUUGUCACAUAAGCAGGGACGUUGAUUUGUAGUUUGCACGUAAAACUACUUUUGGAUGAAAUUUCUUUGUUUGUGUACAUUUGGUUUCCAAGGCAAACGGUGUGCCUUUAUGAAACAAAACUUUAUUUUUUCUGUUAAAUACAAAGAAGCAGUUUUUAGUAGUUUUUAAAUGCGAAAAGUCGUAAUUAAAAGCAGCUGUGUUCUCCAGCUGUCUAUUAUUCUCGAGAGUCACUAAAAAUGUACAUCAUUUGAGCUCUGGCUCAGUUCUUUAAGGACCCGUCGAGGAGACGUUAAUUCACAUAAAAUACUUUUCUUAGCACAAGGAUAGAUUUAUCUGAUUAAAAGAAAUAGUUUGUAAACGAGACAGAGUUGGGGAUGGAGCACAAUACGAAGAAGUACGAGGUGAAUUCAAAUGUCAAAAGCCAACUAACGGAAAUGGCACUACGAUCUUACUUGGCAAAUUCCACUAUCCAUGGACUUUCAAAAAUUGAGGCAUCAAAACAUUGGAGUCUGAAACUUCUAUGGAGUUCAGUAAUUAUUGCUCUCUGUGCUGCAAGCGUCGUUAAUAUUUAUAGCCUUGCUGGAGAAUACUUUAAGUACCGAACAUAUUUGCUAAUAGAAGAGUGUGCAAAUCGUACGGCUAAGUUUCCCAGCGUCACCAUUUGCAAUGCAAACAACUUUCAAAGAAGUAAGGUUGGCAAUCUGGCCGUGGACCCGGAGGCGCGUUUUCAGCAUUUCUUGAACAUUAGCCUUGAUAAGGGAGCGGUAGUAAAUCUGUUGAAUUUUCCUAAUGCACAAAAUUUUAUGUUUCAGAGCAAUUUUUCAUCUGCAAAAGCCACACAGUCGGCUUCAGAUACGCUUUUUCUAGAAUCCAUCGAGGGUUGGUGUAGAUUUGGGCAUUUCAAAACUUGCAACCAAAGUGACUUUAAAGAUUAUUUUUAUGGCUUGGAGUCUGGAUUUUGUAAGACGUUCAACCCAGACGGUAAGUUCACCCAGGUUGUUGUGGGGCCGUAUGGAGGACUCCUUUUAACUCUGUACCUCAAUCAAGACGAUUAUAUGAGGCUCCUGCCAUUUGAUAAUGGAGCUGGUGUAUUUGUGAAGGUGCAUCCACAGGAUGUCUUCCCUUACCCAUCUAAUGACUGGCUUGCCGUUGAACCAGGGACUCAGACACAUAUAUCAAUAGAACAAAAGAUCAUGCUUCGAGAGCAAAAGCCGUACAAAUCUGAAUGCGUUAAUAGGGACGAAGACUUGAUAUACCCAGGCCGUUAUCAUGUCAAUAAUUGCUUACAAUCUUGCUAUAAUUUGAAACUUUAUGAAAGCUGUGGCAUAGUUGAGGCUUCAGUGCUUUACCAUUUAGAGCAAAAAGGGAAAAAAUUCCCCUCUCUGCCAAGAAACAUUUCAAAAAACCCGGCUGCCUGUGGGAUAGAGAGUUCCACAAAUCUAACUGCAAACGAGUUUUUUUGUGAUUGUCCGUUACCAUGUUACGAAGAAACUUUCAAACUUACUGCGACGAGCUCUCGAUGGCCUACCGAAGCAGACAUGCAGUAUUACAACCCAGUUCUUUCCAAAGUACUAAAUCGAACAAAUUUAUCAAAGGAUUUCAUAAACUCAAAUUUUUUGCAGCUAAAAGUUUACUUCAAAUCUUUCAGCUACCAGAAAGUUAUGGAGGUGCCCGCCAUGAAUUUUUUUUCACUGGUUGCUGGUAUCGGCGGGUCGCUUGGGCUUUUCAUUGGUGCCUCAGUCUUCUCAAUUUGUGAGUUACUGACAUUCAUCGCUGCAGCCUUAUUUGGUCGAUAUCAUAAACGCGUUGCUCACAUUGAUGGGAAGUUGAGAGACAGAGACCUGGAAGUUGGAUCAUCAAUUGGCGACCAGGGUACCAGAGAUGUAGGAAUGGAUGGAAACCUGAGUAGUUACUAAACAAUGAAAGUAGUAAUGAUAAAUUUGAUAGCUUAAAGUAUAUCACUUAAAUGGAAAUGUUUAAAUUCGCAAGGGCUAUUUUAAUCAUACGAUGUUUUGUCAAUGCAUCAUAUGACAACAGGGCAGGGGUAGCAAAUAUUUGUCUUGGACUUGCGGGUGAUAUGAUGUCGUGCCAAAGUUGGAGCCUAAGAUUUAUUCGGGAGGAAAUAUCACUGCUUGCAGGGGACAUGGGAAAUGAAAAAUGCCAGGGUCAUUCAAUUUUUUGAAUCAGGACUCCGUGGUCAGGAUAUUUCUCGUCAGGGAAAGUUUUCAUCGGGCUUUUUGCACAGCAGUAUCAUUUAAUAGUGAGACACCUUUCAUAAUCUUAAUAAAAGUGUUUUUAUUUUUAUGACUCCGACUAUCCAUUUUGAAAUAUCUGACCCAUAGAUUUGUUUAAAAUUGGAAAAUCUACAGGACCCUAUUGCAUUCCAGGAAAGUAAUUAGAAAUUCUAUCCAUAUACAAUCUUCAUCAACAAAUUUACAGGUAGCAAGUCUUUCAUUUUUUCAAAGAGGCCUGUCCUUUCACUUCUCAGGACUAAAUAUCAAUUUCUCUUUUACUCUAUAGAAUCAACGAUCUUUUAUUCUAUAGAAUAAAAUAAAUAACACUGAUUUGGUUUCAUUCUUGUCUCAGGAGCACGUGUCAGCAAACGGUUAUAUUAAAGCAACCUUAUUGCUUCAUGUGGUGUCCCACAGGAACCCGUUCUCGGUCCAUUCUUUUUUCUCAUUGAGAUGGAACAGGAUGGUUCACAGGUGCUAAAUAAGCAUUUUUCUCUUUGCGGAUGACACCAGCAUUUACUAAUUUUUCGCACUUUGCUGGCAAUAAAUUAUCAAUAAUUUACAACAUGAUUUGAAAAUUCUUUGACAAUUUAACUUAAAAUUUGUAUAAACGUCUCCAAUUUAAACAGUCAUUAAAACUUGUGGACCUUUGAUAGUAAUCCCGAUUUCAACCUAUGAAUACUACAGAAUUUACUUUACCAUAAGACCUAACCAAAAUGGAAAUUUGAUGGCAAGUUAGCGGGCUUGUCAUGAUCAUCUAGUGGAAUAUUGAGAAUUGCCAUGGCCUUUCGAAGCAUCUGUUUUGUGUAUCAGAGAUGGGAACUAAAUAAUCUUCAUGUACUGCCUCUGUCUUGCGUGCGGAACUACCUGCUUGCUUGACCAAGUCUGGCCGUGUGUCUGCAAGCUUGUGAGCUACUGCGCGCCUCCAAUUAAAAGGCCUGCAUCGAAAUUGAUCUAAAGCGUUGUUUUUCAACCUUCUCCGAUCCAUGGCGCAUUUUUUCAUUGAAUAAAUCACACAAAGGCACACUAACAACAGAAAUUUUGAAAAAUGAAACUCUUUGGCCUAUAUUCAAAAUAAAGUCGCUCUCAAAGUAGAUCUACAUCUAUGCAUAUAAUUAGUAAAGCCCAAACGGGCAUCACACUGAUAAGGGCAUCGCACUUUCCACAUACGCAAGAGUCAGCAAAAUGUGUGUCAUGGUCAAAGCAAGGACAUGAGGCAAGUGGAAAAAUUUGGACUUGAAUAAAACGGUCACCAAAAUUGAAAGAGUGACAAUUGCGGACAAUGGAAAGGCCCUAAACAGCACAAGACAGGGACCAGGCACGUAAAUAAUAGG